GGGGGCAUGAGGAGCUAUUGGGCGGGAAAGGAGGGAGCCAGGGAGGGGGAAGAGGGGCAGCAAGCAAGAGAAGAAGGGCGGGGACAGCACAUUUCCCCCCGUUUCGCUCCCCCGCUUCAGCCAGGCCUCUUCCUGCCCCUUCCCUCUCCCUCCAUCCCUGUCUCUUAAUUUCCUCCCUCCCUCCCUCUCCCCGCCCUGCCUGACCGGGCGGAGCGCGCCCUCGCUGCCCCUCCCCUUCCCCGGUCGGUCCCGCCCCCUGCUGCCCGGAGAGGCCGCUCCGCUGCCGCCGCCGGGAGCGCCCCACGGAGCCGUCUCACGGAGUUGGAGCUGCUCGUCUCCCGGCCCGGCCCUCCCGCCGCCCCGGGACUGGGGGACCUGCCCCAGCCGACCCGGCAGGAGGCGGAGGGGCUCGGCGGCCCCUGAGAUUUCAGUGGGUUUUUACCGAAAACCAGCGUACACAAGAACUGCUGUAUGCCAAAGAGGGACUUGACCAGUUUUUGUUUGAAGUUUCUGCCAAGGUAGAAGUGUCUUGACAACCAAGCAAGAAGGUGGAUUAUUUUUAAAACAAUGCUUAGGCAUCUGUAGAGAUGAUUUGUGGUUCAGUCCAGCUGGAGCUGACUGAAUGAAGCUAUGGGCUGUGCAUCAGCCAAGCAUGUUUCUACUGUUCAAAAUGAAGAGGAAGCUCAGAAGGGGAAGAACUACCAGAAUGGAGAUGUAUUUGGUGAUGAGUAUAGGAUCAAACCAGUGGAAGAGGUCAAAUACAUGAAAAAUGAGGGAGAAGAUGAUCAGAAAAUAGCUGCCCGGAACCAGGAAAACUUGGAAAAAAGUGCCAGUUCAAAUGUAAGACUUAAAUCUAACAAAGAGGUCCCAGGAUUAGUACAUCAACCCAGAGCAAACAUGCACAUCUCUGAAAGCCAACAGGAAUUCUUCAGAAUGCUAGAUGAGAAAAUUGAAAAGGGUCGUGAUUAUUGUUCAGAAGAGGAGGAUAUCACAUAGUGCCAAUUCUGCCAAUCAAAACAGGAAUACUACUGUGUAAAUAGAUUACAACCCGGUCAAAAUCUUUUGGAAGUCUUCUAGAGUGAGCAGCACUACAUAGCAAAAGAAGAUCAUUUCCACAUUGUAUGCUCCAUUCAGUUACAGCGUUUCUUAAAAAAAAAAACAGACAAGGAAUAUUGCUAAGAACUCAUAUGGAACUGUGUUUGUUGCUGCUAGUUAAAACUUGUUGCAACUUUUCACUUUUCUGUGUCCAGGUAUGCAGGAAAUCUUUACAUUUAAUCUGAAAGACGCUGUUGAUUUUACUAAGGUUGCUGGCCUAUUUUCUAUCGGAUGAGGUAGUGUUAUACAAAACUUCCAUAACUGAACAGUCAAUCUUCUAAGAAAUCCUCGAGCUGUUUGUCAGUCCACAGAUGGGCUGGAGUGCUUAGUAUUACUGGUGAUUUCAGCCUUUGGAGAUGGGAUGUGUUUGCCAUAACAGGCCUUGUUUCUCUACUGGGAAGAAGUUGAGAAAUUAUUGUCCGUUAAAAGCAUGUUAUCACACAAAUACUGGAAGUGAUGCAGGAGCAGAAAUUUGUAUUUUAAAGGGAAAAAAUUUCAUUUAAUAGGUAUCUUAAUCAAGGACUAAGCUUACCGUAUUGGCUUUUCUGAACGCGAAUGGAAGUGUGAUCACAAUCAUUUGAAUCCCUUUUUUCUAAGAAAAUAAACAUUUACUGUUUUUAUGUA
This is a messenger RNA of Mauremys mutica (yellowpond turtle), 1719 nucleotides long. It is a transcript of the gene C8H1orf21, whose product is annotated as chromosome 8 C1orf21 homolog. Bases 631 to 996 code for a protein of 121 amino acids. The transcript has 7 exons. The record is from RefSeq and is a predicted model, not a curated record. NCBI's taxonomy places the organism in Eukaryota, Metazoa, Chordata, Testudines, Geoemydidae.